GCUGGGGACAGGUUGUGGAUGGAUUGGGGACAGAUUUGGGGACAGGUUGGGGGCAGGCUGUGGGACAGAUCACUCUGUGUCCUGCAGGCUGCACCGACGACAUCACGACCAGCGACCACUCGCCCGUCUUCGGCUCCUUUGAGGUCGGCGUCACGUCCCAGUUUGUCUCCAAGAAAGGGCUGUCCAAGUCAUCGGAUCAGGCGUACAUUGAGUUUGAGAGCAUCGAAGCCAUCGUGAAGACGGCGAGCCGCACCAAGUUCUUCAUCGAGUUCUACUCCACCUGCCUGGAGGAAUUCAAGAAGAGCUGCGAGAACGACACGCAGAGCAGCGACAACAUCAACUUCCUCAAGGUGCAGUGGUCGUCGCGGCAGCUGCCCACGCUGAAGCCCAUCCUCUCUGAGAUCGAAUACCUGCAGGACCAACACCUGCUGCUCACCGUCAAGUCCCUGGAUGGCUACGAGUCCUACGGUGCGUCCGCCGCCGCGCUCCCCGUGCCGUGCCAACCUCCAAGGGUUGGGAGACCCCCAGUUUGAC
Messenger RNA from Meleagris gallopavo (turkey), 534 nucleotides. The record is from RefSeq and is a predicted model, not a curated record. Lineage: Eukaryota; Metazoa; Chordata; Aves; Galliformes; Phasianidae.